AUGGCAGCCCAGCAGUACUACGGCGGCGGCCAGCAGCCGUACGGCAUGCCGCAGCAGGGCGGCUACUACCCGCCGCAGCAGGGCUACGGCCCCGGCGGGCCUGCCAUGGGCAUGGGCGGCGGCGGCUACGGCGGCGGCAUGCAGCAGCCCGGCGGCGGCUACGGCUAUCCGCAGCAGGGCUACCCGCAGCAGCAGCCGAUGGUCGUGCAGCAGCAGAAAGGGCGCAUGCUGGCCGCUUGA
Messenger RNA from Tilletiopsis washingtonensis, 240 nucleotides. RefSeq lists its product as hypothetical. The transcript is spliced from 3 exons. NCBI's taxonomy places the organism in Eukaryota, Fungi, Basidiomycota, Exobasidiomycetes, Entylomatales. The coding region runs from base 1 to 240 and encodes 79 amino acids. The record is from RefSeq and is a predicted model, not a curated record.